Molecule: messenger RNA, 2660 nt
Organism: Sitodiplosis mosellana (orange wheat blossom midge)
Lineage: Eukaryota; Metazoa; Arthropoda; Insecta; Diptera; Cecidomyiidae
Product: clavesin-2-like
Exons: 3
Coding region: 718-1650 (310 amino acids)
Cellular component (GO): membrane
Molecular function (GO): phosphatidylinositol bisphosphate binding
Source: RefSeq, a predicted model, not a curated record
CACCAUAGCGACUUGCUGAGAGAUGGAAUGCCAAAACAACGUAUCCACGUUUGGAUAUACUCGCGUGUAUGGAAACAUAGAGCACAAAUACAACAACAACACUCAAUUCAUAUAUGAUUUUUUUUCAUUUCUCAUUACCUCUUCCAUAUUCUUCGACUGUUAUGUGUGUGUAUGUAUGUUUUGAACUGGCUCGCUGCCGAGAGACUUCAAUUUGUGAGUUUAGUGUUUUCUGGGAGAGCAAUCAGUUGCAAUGCGACAAUGCAUUGAAUCGGUUAAGUAAGUUGUAUUUUCCAUCCAAAUGCGUUCGUCAUCAUAAUAUCGAUUACAAUAAAAUAACAGGGGAAAAAAUAGUCACAUUAUCUCCAAUCAACCUGUUACAUAUUUCGCGAAUUUAUUUCACAUUUUUGCUUUAUAUCGAUUUGCUAUCGUGUUAAAUCCAGUGAUAUUGUUGCUGUUUCAUACUGGUUGAAUUCAUGUUUGGGUGAAUGAUUCAAGAGGCCUAAUGGAGUAAACGAAGACGAUAUACAUUCUGCGAAAGUUAUUCUUGGAUCCAGAAAAAAAUUGAAGAAGAAAAAACUUAAUCGAGCGUUGUGGCGAAGACGACAAACAAAUACUGGGGGUGAAUAAACCAGUUUCCAAUUGAGUGAAUCGCCAAGCCUACGCACAGCUGGAAAAACCACACAACGCAACCAAGCACAAACAAACAAAAUCAGCAUCAUGUCCGAAUUUUUCGAAUAUAAAUUUUACACACGUGACAAACUGCAUUGUGAUAAAUUUUUAUACAAUAACAAAACGUUCGAAUACAAUGUUAACGAUCCGAAAGAUCGAAGUCUUGCACUGAACGAGCUCAAGCAAUUAAUUGGCGAGAGCAUUGACUUUGCUCUCAAAGAUAAAUCGUGCACCGAUGACGAUGAAUUUUUGCUACGGUUUUUAUUUGCACGAAAUUUCGUGAUUGCUGAUGCUUUCAAAUUGCUGGUCAAUUAUCACGGUUUCAAGCAGAGAAAUGCCGAUAUUCUGAGCAAGAUUUCGGCUUUGGAUGAAGGCAUACAAUUGGCAUUACGAGAUGGAUUUCCCACCAUUAUUCCGCAAAGAGAUCGAAAAGGACGCAAAAUAUUGAUUUUAUUCGCCGCUAAUUGGAACCCACUCACCUACUCGCUCAUUACCGUAUUUCGAGCGCUUCUUUUGUCCAUGGAAAAACUUCUUGAAGAUGUUCAAAAUCAAGCCAACGGAUUUGUACUGAUUGUCGAUUGGACAAACUUCACAUAUAAACAAACUGGCAGCUUACAAUUGAAAGUCAUCAAAAUGAUGAUCGAAGGGCUACAAGACUGUUUUCCGGUCAAAUUCAAAGAAGUACACUUUGUGGGUCAACCAUGGUAUGUGGAAGCGACUCUCACCGUGAUUCGGCCUUUCCUGCAGGAAGAAACACGUGAGAAUCUGUUCAUGCAUGGAGCGAAUUUAUCAACAUUACACGAUUCCAUAACCAAAGAUGUGCUUCCGACGGAAUUGGGCGGUGAAACGAAAUCUGUAAAUCCCUUGGAUUGGGUCCACAUUCUACUAGAAUCAAGUCAAAAUCCAACCGAUGUCCAGCGAUAUCGUUUCACGCAAUCGACAAAUUACACGCAAACACCAAAAGCAUGCACAUCGAAGUAGAUCCAGGGCUCAUUUACACUGAUUUUCAUUUCCAAUCUCAGCUAACAUCCAGUUCUUCCAGUUCCAAACAACAUAUAAGCAUAGACAUUUUGUACUUAAGAGUCGAUUAAUGCGAGUAAUUUGUAUUACAAUCAUUUUUGGUAUAGUUUAAUAUAUUUUCAGAAGUUUUGUAUGGAUAGAUAGUAAUUGGUUUGAUGUGCUCAGUAUUUUUGAGUGAUGUUUGAAACUAUAAUUAAAUAAUGUUAACGAGUUUAGAGUGAAUUUAAAAUCUAUUUUCAAGGCAAAAGACAAUAUUUUUUCGGAUUUCAUAGAGUUUUUAAGCGAGUUUUGCACACAUUUUGACGUCACAUCGAAUCUAAUGAGUUGAUUGUUAUUCACAGGCACAUGACAUUUAAGCAAAUUAAUUUUUAAGAAUCUUGUCUUCUGAAACUGCAUGAAGCAAAUGUUGCUCAUCUCAGGCUGGCUUGUUCUAGUAUUUAACAGUGUGACAAAAAAAAUUAAUUAGACACGAACAUUUCCACAAGCAAAAACAACUUUCUCGAAUACACAUAUAAUACAGUUCGUUACGUAACUAUGUGAUAAUCAUGACAAAUAAAUGUUAAUCUCCGUUUGACUUCAUUAAAAUGAAGCGAAUUCAAACAAAGGAAUAAGCUUAUAUCGAUUCUCAAAAGUUGAUUUUUUUCGCAUUCAUCACAACAUACAAAUCGGUUCUGAUAAAUUUGAGACAGAAAAGGAGAAAGUUCAGAAAAUGAUAAAGAAAACGUUGGUUCUGUACGUCGUUACGGAUUAAUACUCGCAUUAUCUUUAUUUAUAAUUUGCAAAUAUUUUGAUAGGUCUAGCGUAUUUCGGGUAUAAUGAGAAUAAAUGAGUGUUCUCCUUUGUCUCGAAUUUGCAAUGAGAAUUUAAGAGUUUAAGAAUUUCAGAUAAAAUUAACAAAUAACACAAUCUAUUUAUUAUGUGAGCCGUAGAGUAAGAAGAAAAUGCAAAUAAAAAGUGCAUUGUACCCUCCA